Molecule: messenger RNA, 5950 nt
Organism: Mizuhopecten yessoensis (Yesso scallop)
Lineage: Eukaryota; Metazoa; Mollusca; Bivalvia; Pectinida; Pectinidae
Product: SID1 transmembrane family member 2-like
Exons: 21
Coding region: 87-2273 (728 amino acids)
Cellular component (GO): membrane
Source: RefSeq, a predicted model, not a curated record
UACGUCAUCGUUCAUGCUGUUGCGCAUGCGGAAUGGCUUUAGUUUGACUCCAAACAGGACGCUGCACAUACUUGGUAUACAGAACAAUGUCAAACAUGGGAAUCUGUCGCUAUGUUUAUUGUUUAUGCAUAAUGUAUGUGUUUUCAUACCAAGUAAGUGGAAACCAGCUUCAAUCAGAAGAAAGGUAUCGCAAACGAUCAGUAACUGUCGUAAGGUGCGACCUGUUGCAAGGCAAGUUUGGAGUGAAUGUCACAAACAACACCGACAAGAAAAGAGAGGUCAUCUAUGAAUUUAACUACCGGCUCGACGAUGAGACAAUAGCUUUGAGGGUCACAGUAGCUUCCUUGGCGGCCAGCAAGGACAACCCCGUCCUGUUCGGAGUUCGACAACAGCAUGGUACUAUGUCUUGGAAACUGCCAUUCAACGAUCCGGAACACACCUCCACAUACAAUGUGGUAAGCCGAAAUCUGUGUCCAUUCCCUGUCACCAACAAAAACUCUUCUGCCAUGUACCAGACAAUAUUUGUGGACGUUUACUCGUUUUCUAUCAACCUCUUGCCUUUUUCAAUCCUUGUUGAUUUCGUGAAAGAUUUCAACCUCAGAAUUGAUGAGAUCAGGAAUGUGAAUAUUGCGCCAUCCGAACCUAAGUACUUCAUGUACACCUUUCCUGACAACGUCGACUCUGUGUUAGUGCAUGCGAAAUCUGACAGCGACCUCUGCAUGAUAUUCUCCGUGCAGGAUGUUAAGUGUCCUGUAUUUGACCUUGAACAAAGUGUUGAAUUUUCUGGUAUACAUCAAACAAUGACUAAACAGGCGACCAUUACCGUCAAGAAAUCUAACUACGACCAGAAGUCGUUCUACAUCGUGACGGUACUGAAGCCCUCUGACUAUGCCUGUAAUGGCAAGGAGACAACGCAAGCUCCUGAUUAUUCACGCAAGAAGCAGCUAACACUUCAGGUGCAUGGCGGUAUCAGUAGUGAGAUGUAUGUUUGGCCCAUAUUAGCUGCUUUGGCCGUAUUUAUCAUAUUUUAUAUCGUUGCUAUUGUGCAGUGCAGAAGAAAAAGGAAAUCAUGCGUUUGCAGUUGUGUUGAAAAGGAGCCACAUGACUUUUGUUGCAAUCUUUUCACUAUUGCAAUUUUCUACGGCCUCCCUGUCGUACAGCUUGUGAUGACCUACCAAACGGGGUUAGAGUCCUCUGGAGACCAGGAUAUUUGUUACUACAACUUUGAAUGCUCGCGACCUCUGGGUGUACUCAGUUCCUUCAACAAUGUCUUCAGUAACAUCGGUUACAUCUUGCUAGGAAUAUUGUUCCUACUGGUGGUUUGGAAAAGCGACCUGAGCAGCGAAAAUAGGCAAGGGAACCUGGGAGAGGAGACGGAAAACAAAGAUUUACUAUACGCCAUGGGACUGGGUUUGGUUAUGGAGGGCCUGAUGAGUGGUUGCUACCAUGUUUGUCCCAACCGCUCCAACUUCCAGUUCGACACCUCCUUCAUGUACAUACUUACUUUCUUGUGUAUGCUGAGGGUCUUGCGAUGUCUAGAUCCUAACAUCGCCCCCACGGCUCGCAAUUCGUACUCCGUUAUGGCCAUCGUUGUGUUUAUAAGUGUACUUGGUGUGCUUUUCGGUACAAACAUUUUCUGGAUUCUGUUUGGCGUCGUCAACAUACUUGCUACUUUGUUUCUCCAUCUCUAUGUAUACUUCAUUGGUGACAAACACGAAGAAACUUGUUGUGAUGUCCUCAAAAAGAUAUGCAAUUGUAUGCGGUGCAUGUGUGAUCACCUUUCAAAACCUCAAUGUGAUUGCAGACUUGCGAUGCUGAUUACAGCAACUCUAUUCAAUUUGCUUGUGGCCAUCUGCGGACUAGUGAUUCAGCCAUCAGACUUUGCAUCCUUCCUGCUAGUCAUUUUUAUAGGCAAUUUAAUACUCUACUGUGUAUUUUACUUUAUCCUCAUGAAGUGCAAACUUAAAAAGAAGAUAGCCUAUUCAAGAAUCGUUUGUGUCGUGUUAGCCUGUAUUGCCUGGAUCGCUGCAAUCUAUUUUUUCAUGGCUCACCUAACCUCCUGGGGGUUGACUCCAGCUCAGUCUAGGGUGGGAAACAAAGACUGUAUGGUGCUGGAUUUCUACGAUGCCCAUGACGUCUGGCAUUUCUUGUCGGCCAUUGCCUUGUUUCUUUCUUUUCUGGUUCUGCUGGCAUUGAAUGAUGACCUCGACCCUACAUCUGAUCAGAGUAGGAGCGAACAGCAACAGAAUAAUGACCGCAACACCCAGAUCUGAUCAGAGUAAGAGCGUACAGACACAGAGUGAUGACCCCGACCCCCAGAUCUGAUCAGAGUAUGAGCGUACAGACACAGAAUGAUGACCCCGACCCCCAAAUCUGAUCAGAGUAAGAGCGUACAGACACAGAAUGAUGCCCCCGACCCCAGAUCUGAUCAGAGUAUAAGCAUACAGACACAGAAUGAUGACCCCGACCCCAGAUCUGAUCAGAGUAUAAGCAUACAGACACAGAAUGAUGACCCCGACCCCAGAUCUGAUCAGAGUAAGAGCGUACAGACACAGAAUGAUGACCCCGACCCCAGAUCUGAUCAGAGUAUGAGCGUACAGACACAGAAUGAUGACCCCCACCCCAGAUCUGAUCAGAGUAUGAGCGUACAGACACAGAAUGAUGACCCCGACCCCCAGAUCUGAUCAGAGUAAGAGCGUACAGACACAGAAUGAUGACCCCGACCCCAGAUCUGAUCAGAGUAUGAGCGUACAGACACAGAAUGAUGACCCCGACCCCCAGAUCUGAUCAGAGUAUGAGCGUACAGACACAGAAUGAUGACCCCGACCCCCAGAUCUGAUCAGAGUAUGAGCGUACAGACACAGAAUGAUGACCCCGACCCCCAGAUCUGAUCAGAGUAUGAGCGUACAGACACAGAAUGAUGACCCCGACCCCCAGAUCUGAUCAGAGUAUGAGCGUACAGACACAGAAUGAUGACCCCGACCCCCAGAUCUGAUCAGAGUAUGAGCGUACAGACACAGAAUGAUGACCCCGACCCCCAGAUCUGAUCAGAGUAUGAGCGUACAGACACAGAAUGAUGACCCCGACCCCCAGAUCUGAUCAGAGUAUGAGCGUACAGACACAGAAUGAUGACCCCGACCCCCAGAUCUGAUCAGAGUAUGAGCGUACAGACACAGAAUGAUGACCCCGACCCCCAGAUCUGAUCAGAGUAUGAGCGUACAGACACAGAAUGAUGACCCCGACCCCCAGAUCUGAUCAGAGUAUGAGCGUACAGACACAGAAUGAUGACCCCGACCCCCAGAUCUGAUCAGAGUAUGAGCGUACAGACACAGAAUGAUGACCCCGACCCCCAGAUCUGAUCAGAGUAUGAGCGUACAGACACAGAAUGAUGACCCCGACCCCCAGAUCUGAUCAGAGUAUGAGCGUACAGACACAGAAUGAUGACCCCGACCCCCAGAUCUGAUCAGAGUAUGAGCGUACAGACACAGAAUGAUGACCCCGACCCCCAGAUCUGAUCAGAGUAUGAGCGUACAGACACAGAAUGAUGACCCCGACCCCCAGAUCUGAUCAGAGUAUGAGCGUACAGACACAGAAUGAUGACCCCGACCCCCAGAUCUGAUCAGAGUAUGAGCGUACAGACACAGAAUGAUGACCCCGACCCCCAGAUCUGAUCAGAGUAUGAGCGUACAGACACAGAAUGAUGACCCCGACCCCCAGAUCUGAUCAGAGUAUGAGCGUACAGACACAGAAUGAUGACCCCGACCCCCAGAUCUGAUCAGAGUAUGAGCGUACAGACACAGAAUGAUGACCCCGACCCCCAGAUCUGAUCAGAGUAUGAGCGUACAGACACAGAAUGAUGACCCCGACCCCCAGAUCUGAUCAGAGUAUGAGCGUACAGACACAGAAUGAUGACCCCGACCCCCAGAUCUGAUCAGAGUAUGAGCGUACAGACACAGAAUGAUGACCCCGACCCCCAGAUCUGAUCAGAGUAUGAGCGUACAGACACAGAAUGAUGACCCCGACCCCCAGAUCUGAUCAGAGUAUGAGCGUACAGACACAGAAUGAUGACCCCGACCCCCAGAUCUGAUCAGAGUAUGAGCGUACAGACACAGAAUGAUGACCCCGACCCCCAGAUCUGAUCAGAGUAUGAGCGUACAGACACAGAAUGAUGACCCCGACCCCCAGAUCUGAUCAGAGUAUGAGCGUACAGACACAGAAUGAUGACCCCGACCCCCAGAUCUGAUCAGAGUAUGAGCGUACAGACACAGAAUGAUGACCCCGACCCCCAGAUCUGAUCAGAGUAUGAGCGUACAGACACAGAAUGAUGACCCCGACCCCCAGAUCUGAUCAGAGUAUGAGCGUACAGACACAGAAUGAUGACCCCGACCCCCAGAUCUGAUCAGAGUAUGAGCGUACAGACACAGAAUGAUGACCCCGACCCCCAGAUCUGAUCAGAGUAAGAGCGUACAGACACAGAAUGAUGACCCCGACCCCCAGAUCUGAUCAGAGUAUGAGCGUACAGACACAGAAUGAUGACCCCGACCCCCAGAUCUGAUCAGAGUAUGAGCGUACAGACACAGAAUGAUGACCCCGACCCCCAGAUCUGAUCAGAGUAUGAGCGUACAGACACAGAAUGAUGACCCCGACCCCCAGAUCUGAUCAGAGUAUGAGCGUACAGACACAGAAUGAUGACCCCGACCCCCAGAUCUGAUCAGAGUAUGAGCGUACAGACACAGAAUGAUGACCCCGACCCCCAGAUCUGAUCAGAGUAUGAGCGUACAGACACAGAAUGAUGACCCCGACCCCCAGAUCUGAUCAGAGUAUGAGCGUACAGACACAGAAUGAUGACCCCGACCCCCAGAUCUGAUCAGAGUAUGAGCGUACAGACACAGAAUGAUGACCCCGACCCCCAGAUCUGAUCAGAGUAUGAGCGUACAGACACAGAAUGAUGACCCCGACCCCCAGAUCUGAUCAGAGUAUGAGCGUACAGACACAGAAUGAUGACCCCGACCCCCAGAUCUGAUCAGAGUAUGAGCGUACAGACACAGAAUGAUGACCCCGACCCCCAGAUCUGAUCAGAGUAUGAGCGUACAGACACAGAAUGAUGACCCCGACCCCCAGAUCUGAUCAGAGUAUGAGCGUACAGACACAGAAUGAUGACCCCGACCCCCAGAUCUGAUCAGAGUAUGAGCGUACAGACACAGAAUGAUGACCCCGACCCCCAGAUCUGAUCAGAGUAUGAGCGUACAGACACAGAAUGAUGACCCCGACCCCCAGAUCUGAUCAGAGUAUGAGCGUACAGACACAGAAUGAUGACCCCGACCCCCAGAUCUGAUCAGAGUAUGAGCGUACAGACACAGAAUGAUGACCCCGACCCCCAGAUCUGAUCAGAGUAUGAGCGUACAGACACAGAAUGAUGACCCCGACCCCCAGAUCUGAUCAGAGUAUGAGCGUACAGACACAGAAUGAUGACCCCGACCCCCAGAUCUGAUCAGAGUAUGAGCGUACAGACACAGAAUGAUGACCCCGACCCCCAGAUCUGAUCAGAGUAUGAGCGUACAGACACAGAAUGAUGACCCCGACCCCCAGAUCUGAUCAGAGUAUGAGCGUACAGACACAGAAUGAUGACCCCGACCCCCAGAUCUGAUCAGAGUAUGAGCGUACAGACACAGAAUGAUGACCCCGACCCCCAGAUCUGAUCAGAGUAUGAGCGUACAGACACAGAAUGAUGACCCCGACCCCCAGAUCUGAUCAGAGUAUGAGCGUACAGACACAGAAUGAUGACCCCGACCCCCAGAUCUGAUCAGAGUAUGAGCGUACAGACACAGAAUGAUGACCCCGACCCCCAGAUCUGAUCAGAGUAUGAGCGUACAGACACAGAAUGAUGACCCCGACCCCCAGAUCUGAUCAGAGUAUGAGCGUACAGACACAGAAUGAUGACCCCGACCCC